Molecule: messenger RNA, 1350 nt
Organism: Soboliphyme baturini
Lineage: Eukaryota; Metazoa; Nematoda; Enoplea; Dioctophymatida; Soboliphymatidae
Source: the annotation of a GenBank genome assembly
AUGACCGCUUCAAUAGAUGUGCGGCUUCCUCAAACAAAAAUUGAAGCAAAAACCUCGUUGACCAUUGGCAGCCGAGUAAGGAAGCGCAAUGCCACCGGAACGGUGUUAUACAUCGGUACCGUACAAGGUUACCAAGGAGAAUGGAUAGGCGUCGAUUGGGAUGACCCGAAACGAGGCAAACACGACGGGUCGAUAGGCGGAGUUCGCUAUUUCAAAGCCAGUUCCUCGACAAGCGGUUCUUUUACUCGGCUGAACCACUUAGACGUUGGCCGUUCGCUAUUCUCCGUUCUGGCAGAACAAUAUGACGUAUGCAGGCAACGCCUAAACGCUAGACUGGCUCAGAAAGAUUGCUCUGUGAUCGGCACUGCAUUAAAGGAGCUGUCAAAGGGGCUCAACAAGAACAGAUUCAAACCAGUUCAGUCUUGUAAGGCGGAUACAAACACUACAAGGUUGUCAAACAUCUCAGCCCUCUUCCUGAACGAUAUCGCUUCACCGUUAGAUGAGAUAUUACGGAUAUUGUCUAUGUUUCCGAAUUUACAGGAACUUAGACUUUCUCACAAUAACUUAACUAACUUCGAAACACUGAAGCUUCCGUUACUGAAGGUGUUGGAUCUCGAGAAUAAUCAGAUCUCAGACUGGAAUUACGUAGCUGUACUUUCUUCGCUGCCUCGGUUGGAAGUUCUGAAUCUAAACGGGAACUACAUUUCGGAAAUACGCAUAAAAUCCACGUCGCAAAGCCAUCCUUUUCCUUCUUUAAAAGUAUUGUAUCUGAGUCGAAACAAGAUCGAGGACUGGAACUCAGUGGACGAAUUAAACUCUCUACCUCGUCUGGAGUUCCUGACGAUUCACGAAAAUCCGUUUCUUUACUCGUUUGACAAGCGCACAUCAUCUGAGCUAGUUAUCGCCAAAAUCAAGCGACUGAAAAUGCUUGACAAAACGGAGAUUAAGGACGAAGAAAGAAAAUGGGCUGAAAUCGACUACCUGAAACUGUUUUCAGCUGAAUGGUCGAAGGUGAUCGCCCUCGGCAAGGAAUCAGCAGAAUACAGGGCGUUCGCAGCGGCACAUCCUCGAUUUUCACAGCUGGUGUACGAAUAUGGCCCGCCGGAAAAGUACGAUUCGCCGAAAUCUGAUCCAUUGUUUUUGAAAAACAGCUUGAUAGAGACCAUGACGGUUCGGAAGCUGAAACUUCUCGUUGGUAGAAUGUUCAGAGUGGACCCCCUUUCUGUAAACCUCGUUUACCAAAGCAGCCGCUCGAAAGACAUAAUCUUUCCACUGGACGAUGAUAUGAAAUCGCUGGCAUUCUAUUCUGUAGAAGGAGCCGACAAAAUACUGGUCUACCCGAAGACUUAA